AGAUGUGGUUAAUAGGAGAUCCAAUCAAAUGAAUAUAGAUGUGAUAAACAGUUCCAAUUUAUGUUCUGAAAUAAUAGAAUAUUCGAAUAAUGAAGAAUGUGCUGUUUGUAAUCUUGCGAGUAUUAAUCUACCAUCCUUUAUAAUUAAAGAAGAGAAUAAAAUCAAUGGUGAAGAGAUCAAAAGGGUCGUGAGAAGACUGACCAAAUCCUUGGAUAUAUUGAUAGAUAAAAAUACAUAUCCUAUUCCUCAGGCAGAGAAAUCCAAUAAAUGUCAUAGACCAAUCAGAAUUGGUACAUCAGGUUAUGCAUCAUUAUUAUGUGUGAUAGGAAUUCCUUUUGAUUCAAAGAAAGCAAAAAUAAUUAUACAAGAAGUUUAUGAAAUAAUUUAUUUUUUAGUUUUGGAAACAUCAAUGGAAUUAGCAGUAGAAAGGGCCGAUUGGAAUAAAUUGAUCGAUAAAGAUUUAGUUAGUGCAGAUUUUAUUACUAGAACUUUUGAUUGGGUAAAACUACAAUGUUCAUUAAAUUGGACAAAACUCAAGGGUAAUAUUCAAUUAAAUGGUACGCACAAUUCUUUAUUGAUGACACAGAUGUCUACAUCAACAACAUUGACAAUAUUAAUGGUAUCAAAUGGUAUAGAUCCUUAUUAUUUAAAUAUAUUUCAAUUAAAGAAUAAAGGAGGUGGUGGUGCCAAAAACUUAAUGGAAUUUGAUCCCAAAUUACUUACUGAGUUACUUGAAUCUAAUAGAACUAAAAAACGUACAGAAGGGCUUUCAUUAGAAGUUAAUAAAUUUGAUUUAUCGAAGCUAGUGAAUAAAUUGGGUGGUGAAGAUAAUAAAACCGAUUUAAAAAUAGAGGAUUCAAGUAUAUUUGUUCAGUAUAUUGAAUUAGACGAAUUGAUUAAAGAAAGUAAUGGUAUUAAUACUAAAGUUUCCUUUAUAAGAAUAGAUACGCGUAUUCACAAGGUUCGAACAAAGGAGAGGGGUAGUUUUAUAACAUCCCAGACAAUUGAGAGUUUUUUAAAUAAUAAAAAAUAUUUUACUCUGACUAUCAACAAUAUGUUUGAUAAAUAUAAGCAGUAUUUGGUGUCCAAAAAGAAAUAUGUGAUCACAUUGAUUGGUCCACGAUGUUCUGGUUUAACACAUUCAAAAAAGAUUAUUCGUGAUUACUUAGAAUUGAAUGGGCUUGUCGUAUCAUGUUUAAACGAUGAUGAAUUAUUUGAUAGUAUGAUACAAGAUUCAGAGAUUAUUCAAGGAGAAACUAAUAUUAUUACUAAGCAAUAUUCGGUAUACAAACUUUAUUUGAAUUUAUAUAAUUAUUUGGUAAACGAAAGAAAACCACACGCAGAUAUUAUAAUAUUAGAGAGAUCAUGUGAUGAUGUUAAUAUUUGGAACGCCGGAUUGCAUAUUUUACCUGUUAAUUAUUAUCGACAAGACAUGCAGAAUCAAAUAUUAAUUUAUAUUCGAAGCAAGAUACUUUAG
Messenger RNA from Racocetra persica, 1477 nucleotides. NCBI's taxonomy places the organism in Eukaryota, Fungi, Glomeromycota, Glomeromycetes, Diversisporales, Gigasporaceae. The record is from the annotation of a GenBank genome assembly.